Molecule: messenger RNA, 1613 nt
Organism: Emericellopsis atlantica
Lineage: Eukaryota; Fungi; Ascomycota; Sordariomycetes; Hypocreales; Bionectriaceae
Product: peptidase family M28
Exons: 5
Coding region: 147-1262 (371 amino acids)
Biological process (GO): proteolysis
Molecular function (GO): metalloexopeptidase activity
Source: RefSeq, a predicted model, not a curated record
AGCUUGCUUGUCAGGACACCAUGUACUUAAUAGCCCGCGGCGUCCGCUAGUCAAGCUCUUUUAUAGCAUCCUCCAGCUGACUUGGCUUCAUCGACAUUGCACCAAACUCCACCCCCCGAGGCUUCAUUUCCCAUCCAAUCAGCAACAUGGUCUUCAAAGUCGUCAUCGCUGCCCUCGCAGCUGGUGCCCAGCUUUCUUCUGCAUUUGAGAAGCCUGCUGCACCCGCUCAAGGCAUGCGUCUGAUCAAGACCUCGGAGGAGGAUCCUGGACAAUGGAUCUUCAAGGAGGACAAGUACACCAUGGUCAAGUCCAAGGGGGGAUGCACGCACUACAUCGACAUCACCAACAUUGAGGACGACUUUGUGCUGGAGAGACUGUCGGCCAAGUACCGUGCAGCGGCGCAGAAGGUGGUCGAGUACCCGGAUACGUUGAGCCAUGUUGAGGAGGCCCAGUCCUUCAUUAGCAGUGCCGGCACGAAGGGGCCUCAGUUGGGGCUGGAGCACCUGUCCUCGUACCACAAUCGUCAUUGCGAGUCCGAGACUGGCACGGAGGCUGCCAACUGGCUCUUUGAGAAGGUCCAGAGUUUUGCCUCGGCCAACGCUGCCAUCACCGUCGAGCAGUUCCCCCACUCGGAUUUCGACCAACCCUCCAUCAUUGCUCGCAUCCCAGGCAACAACGAGAAUUUGGUCAUUAUCGGGGCUCACUUUGAUUCGACAACUGGCCGGCCCUCUGCUGCCGCUCCCGGGGCGGACGACAACGCCUCCGGCACCGUCGUUGUCCUCGAGUCUCUUCGCGUUCUGGCCCAGGGCGGCUUCAAGCCCGAGAACACGCUCGAGUUCCACUGGUACGCCGGCGAAGAGAUUGGCCUCGUGGGCUCGGCCGACGUCUUUGCCAACUACCGCGCCGCGGGCAAGGCUGUGCUGUCGUACGUGAACCAGGACAUGGCCGGCUACUCGCCGAGCGGCACGCCCGCCAUUAUCACCGACUACACCGACAGCGACCUGAACGCCUACGUCAAGCUGCUGGUGACUGAGUAUACCGGCCAGGCGCCCAGCGAGGAUUCUUGUGGCUACGGAUGCUCGGACCACGCGUCCGCCGAUGCCAAUGGUUUCCCUGCUGCCUUCCUGUUUGAGGAUCUUACCGACCAGACCAGCCCUUAUAUCCACACCGUCAACGAUACUCUGGAUACCAUCAUGUGGGAUGCGGUUGAGCGCCACAUUCAAUUCUCCAUCGGAUAUCUUGUCGAGGCGUCUUAUCUGUGAGGAUGGGUGGUAUAUACAUACAAGACAGUAUGCCGCCUGUGCAAUACUCAAUGAUGUGUAUUCCCCACAUGAAGCUAUUUCCAGCAGAAGGAUGAGCGCCCUGCUGCAUUACUCCACGUCCCAGUGCCCAAGUUGUAGAGUCGCGUGCGGCAGGAUGGAUGCAGGCAAUCCUAGCCUGGAAAGGCAAGGUCCUCGGUCUGUUUCAUCUUGUGUGUAAGUUAGAUGAUUGCUCCGAUCCUCGUGGUGGCCCUUGACCUGGCCAGCCCAAAGGACUGGAAACGUCUGAUGCUGUGGCCUCGCUCGGCCGAAUCCUCAGACGUCACGCGAGCAGUGCAGAUCCUAGACUGGACG